AUGAUGGUGGAAGAACACUGGUCAACGUCGCCAAAAACCCCUCUCGAGCGACCAGCAAAUGGCGAGAAAGGAUCCGAAGAGGAAUAUGCAGGGCACAACGGCAUACUAAGAUCGGCCCAGGCGUCAUCAACAGGCUCGCUCAAAGCAGAUGACGGGGCAGAGAAUUUCAAACUGUCAACUCGCUCAUGGCUCGUCUUCAUGACUCUCGCUACUCUCACCUUGAUGGUAGCCCUUGAUGGUACCUCGAUAUCUGUUGCUUUGCCGAUCAUCGCCUCCAAGCUCCAUGGAACGGCAAUUGAAGCGUUCUGGAGUGGAACAUCGUUUCUUCUCUGCUCAACCGUGUUCCAACCCACGUUUGCAUCAUUAUCCAAUAUUUUCGGCCGCAAACCCUUAAUUCUCACGGCAAUUGCGUUUUUCUUGGCCGGGUCCCUUGUUGCCGGCCUGGCGCAAAAUUUUACCCACAUGCUGGUUGGACGGUCAAUUCAAGGAGUUGGAGGCGGCGGCUUGAUUGCCCUGUCUGAAAUCAUUGUGACUGAUCUGGUUCCCUUGAGACUUCGAGGCCAGUACUUUGGUAUUCUUAGCGCCAUGUGGAGUGUAGGAUCUGUUACUGGACCGAUCUUGGGCGGAGGAUUUUCUCAAGAUGUCUCCUGGAGAUGGAUCUUCUAUAUUAACUUCCCUUUCAUUGGAUUCGGUAUCGUUUUUGUCAUCCUUUUCCUAAAACUCAACUUCCUUCCCUCGUCACUGAUGUCUAAACUCCGGCGGAUCGAUUACGUUGGUUCAAUCAUCUUCAUUGGAAGCGCAACAUCUUUUCUGAUCCCAGUCACUUGGGGGGGAGUGAUGUAUCCCUGGGACUCCUGGAGAACGCUUGUGCCACUGAUUGUUGGUGCAGUCGGCCUGAUUGCGUUCUUCGUCUAUGAGACUUAUUUCGCGGCUGAGCCCAUGAUCCCCAUCACCAUCUUCGCCACUCGCACGGCUAUCCUGACAUAUAUCGAAACCGUGCUGCACGGGCUUGUCCUUUGGUGUGCACUCUACUACAUGCCUCUUUACUAUGAAACAGUCAAGGAGUACUCCCCAAUCAUCGCAGGCGUCAGCUUAUUCCCCCUAUCCUUCACCGUGGCUCCCUCCGCCGCUAUCGUUGGCAUAGUCGUUACCAAAACAGGCCACUACCGUUGGGCCAUUUGGAUCGGAUUCUUCUUCGCCACUCUCGGUACGGGCCUGUUCUGCGUUCUCGACGUGCACACCAGCAUAGCAGGAUGGAUCUUCCUGACACUCCCCGCCGGCCUGGGUCUAGGUAUGCUCUUCCCUUCCCUUGCCUUCGCGAUCCAAGCCUCCGCUCUGAGCGGGCACAUGUCUAUCGCCGUCGCGAUGUUCAGCUUCUUCCGCGCCUUCGGACAGGCCAUCGGCGUGGCCAUUGGAGGUGUCAUAUUCCAGAAUCAAAUGCAUGAGAAUCUGCUUCGAUAUCCCGACCUCGCGCCGCUAGCGGGUGCGUACAGCAAAGACGCGGCCGGGCUGGUGCAGAUCGUCCGCGCGAUGCCUGCGGGGAUGGAGAAGGAUAAUUUGAAAGAAGCGUACACGGAUAGUUUGCGGAUCGUGUACGCGGUGUGCACGGCGCUGAUCGGGGUUGCGGGGGUGUUGAGCUUGUUCACGGAGUCGUAUGAUCUGAACAAGGGGAUUGAUUCGGAGCAGACGAUACGCGAGAAGAAAAGCAGGGAUGCUGAGGUCGCCUCGGAGAAAUAGGCUUCCCUCUUCUUCUCCUACUUCUCGCUCAAAUCUGGUGGUGUUGUUCGGAGGGGGCAGCAAUUGGCGUUUCUAUGAGGAUUCUCCCUGUACAUUUCCCGAUUUCACGAA
This is a messenger RNA of Coccidioides posadasii C735 delta SOWgp, 1848 nucleotides long. RefSeq lists its product as uncharacterized. The record is from RefSeq and is a predicted model, not a curated record. Gene Ontology annotation, biological process: transmembrane transport. Gene Ontology annotation, molecular function: transmembrane transporter activity. Gene Ontology annotation, cellular component: plasma membrane. Lineage: Eukaryota; Fungi; Ascomycota; Eurotiomycetes; Onygenales; Onygenaceae.